AUGGCUAAAGCAUAUACAAUUUCUGAAUUUAAUAGUCUAAUGAAGAAGGUCGAACAAAUAAAUUUUAGGGUGAAAGACUACUUGCAGAAGGCUGGUUAUGACAAGUGGACUAGGGUGUAUGCUACUGUAAAUCAUGGUUUUACACUCACAUCAAACAUUGUAGAAAUCAUAAACAGGCAUCUAAAGGAAGCGAGGGAAUUGCCUAUAUAUGAUUUCUUAGAGGAAGCUAGAAAGAUAUUUGGCAGAUGGAAUCAUAGCAAGACACGCAUCCUUAUUUGCGGGAGAUACAAUGAUCUUCUUGAGUUAAAUGAGUCCAAGAGUACACGAAUAAGGGUUGUACCUGCAACGGACUUUGUUUAUACUGUUCUACAUGAAGAUAAAUGUUAUAUCGUUUGUUUGGAGAAGAAGACAUGUACUUGCCAUAGAUUUCAAAUGGAUGAAAUUUCGUGUGCUCAUUCUUAUCCAGUGUUAAAGAGAAAAUAUUUUGAAGCUGAUGAUUAUUGCUCUAACUUAUACAAGCUAGUAGCGGUGUUGGGCACGUAUAAGAUUCCUCUAUUACCACUGCCUGAUAGGUCUAUAUGGGAGAUACUAGAUUUUAUAUUUAACGAAAUUGUUCUGCCGCCAAAGGGAGACCAAAGAAAAGAGAAAAGUCAAAUGGAGAUUUUUACAAGACUAAAUCCACCAAUUCAUACAGUGCUUGUGGGAUGA
Molecule: messenger RNA, 708 nt
Organism: Capsicum annuum
Lineage: Eukaryota; Viridiplantae; Streptophyta; Magnoliopsida; Solanales; Solanaceae
Exons: 2
Coding region: 1-708 (235 amino acids)
Molecular function (GO): zinc ion binding
Source: RefSeq, a predicted model, not a curated record